Molecule: messenger RNA, 957 nt
Organism: Colletotrichum godetiae
Lineage: Eukaryota; Fungi; Ascomycota; Sordariomycetes; Glomerellales; Glomerellaceae
Product: kinase-like domain-containing protein
Exons: 4
Coding region: 1-957 (318 amino acids)
Biological process (GO): mitotic DNA damage checkpoint signaling; protein phosphorylation
Cellular component (GO): nucleus
Molecular function (GO): protein serine/threonine kinase activity; ATP binding
Source: RefSeq, a predicted model, not a curated record
AUGUCCACCGUAGUGGGGGUUCAUGGUCGCUCUUAUACCAUAGGCGAGGUGCUCCGGCAGCGUCGUAGCGACCUUGUUCCGCUCAUCAUCAAAGCCAAGUCCAAAGAGGAGGUUUUUAUCCUUAAAAGUGUGACCAAGGAGGACUACGAUCUGUCUCUACGUCUUGCCACCCACUUUGCAAGCUGCCGCCGGCUUCGGAUGCACACUGAUUGCAACCCGGAAGAAGGAAUCCUUAUUUAUCCCUAUUAUCAAGACACACUGCUUUCUUUGAUUGAAGGCGAUGGGAACCUGCCCACAGCGGAGCGGAAGAAAAUUUUGCGAGGCACUGCAGAAGCAAUACAGGAGCUUCAUACCAAGGGCUGGAUACACUGCGAUAUAAAGCCUGACAAUAUACUAGUAAACUGGACUUGCGAUGAUCAGGGGACUAAAACCGUCACCGAUGUGGCUCUUGGCGAUUUUGAUAUUGCUUACGAGUUGCCAAGCGGACAACUUUCACGUCGGACCCGUUCCGCAAUAGGCAACGUAAUGUGGCGGAGUCCAGAGGGACAGACGGGAAUUACUAGCAAGGCAUCAGAUGUGUUCUCAUUUGGACUAGUUUGCAUAUACGUCUUUGGAGGCGGUAAGUUGCUGCUCAUAGACGAUUACGAAGAGCUUACAAGAGAUGGUAUUACCGCAGAGCAGGAUAUAAUCACUCGACACUUUUCCUACUUUGGACCAGCCCCCGAAGAACUUUUCGAGCAGGCUAGCAAUGAAAAGUGGACUCGCGCUCUGCGGUCAGCUUCAGCGGCGGCAGAGGGUGGAGUGAGAGACCAACCUGGCUUGAGGUUCACAAAUUGGAGCGCGGAGCUUGGCCGUGAGGCACAGGACUUGAUAUCGGGAAUGACAAAUCUGAACCCGACGAGCAGAAUACCAAUCGAAGAAGUUAUAAAGCACCGUUGGCUGCAGGGAACUCCGUAG